Molecule: messenger RNA, 3078 nt
Organism: Dioscorea cayenensis subsp. rotundata (Guinea yam)
Lineage: Eukaryota; Viridiplantae; Streptophyta; Magnoliopsida; Dioscoreales; Dioscoreaceae
Product: potassium channel AKT1-like
Biological process (GO): potassium ion transport
Molecular function (GO): voltage-gated potassium channel activity; protein binding
Source: RefSeq, a predicted model, not a curated record
AUGAGGAGUCACGACGCAUACUCGCCUCCCGGGCUUCCUUCCUGUGGGGGUGCACUUGCCGCCACUCGUCCCCUCCCGCUCCCUUCACCGGCUACUCCGUCCUCUUCUACUUUUGUUGCUUCUCGGUCUUCUCAGCGACCGAAGAAGACUGUGACUUGCCACUAUUGUGGCAAUGUGGGACACUUUGAGCGUGAUCGCCCGGAAGAAGCGACUGAGGCCUUCCCCGCAUGCCUUCAUCACCGACUCCUCCACUCCUUCCCACACCUCCUUCUCAGACGCACUCAAAGAUCGACCUCCACCUGUCUCUCUCUCUCCCCGCCGAUCGCCAGCCAGCCUAUUGGUGAUGCUUCGUCUGGGUUCAAAGAAUCAGAUCCCGGGCGACAUCUCUCAUCGGGUCGUGCACGUUCGCUCGUGUUACUCCACCCACCUGUAGUUCCCUCGCCCUCUUUGGCUUCUCGACUGCGUGCUAGCUUUCACAUGACACAUGAUGCCACUCAUCUUCACCAUUCUCAUCCUUCUUCCCUUCAUACUCGUGUUCAGCAUUGUCGAUGGCACACUUUUACCCUGCCUCUUCCACUCGGUCAUCUCUCCACUAGUGCUUCUCCGUCCCUUCAGAUCUCAUGUCCCUCAUCUAUCCAUGAACCUUAUGUCUCGUUAGUCAACUCAUCGAUUAUGACUGCUCGGUCAUUUUUGACCGGACCUCAUGUCGUGUGCGAGGAUCACAAAGUGGAGCGUUCCCUUCCUUCUCAUGCUACUCCGAUUACAUGCCACUGGAUUUACUGGGGUGAAGACUCGUUCGAUGGGUCUCUCGAGCGCUAUAAAGGCGCGCUUGGUUGCUCAGUGGUUUCCAGCGAGGAGCAUGGUCGUGACUAUGAGGAGACCUUUGCCCCUCGUAGCUCACAUGCAUCUGUGACGUACGUUGAUUGCUCUGUGCGAGCGCUGAGAGUGGACCCUACAUCGACUGAUGUGAAGAAUGCGUUUCUUCAUGGUGACUUAAAGGAGGAAGUUUAUAUGACUCCUCCCCGGUCUUGCAUCGCAGCUAUCUCUGGUAAUCGCAUCUCGUGGUCCUGCUCUAUUCACGACAUUCCACUUUUUCACUCUGAGGCCUAUUCCGAUGCUACUUGGGCUAGUUCCUCGAUGAUCGUUUUCUCUGCACAUCUGGUUACUCCAUCAUUAGCCAAGUCCAGUGCUGAGGCUGAGGUUCGUGCUUUAGCUUCUACUGCUCAGAGGUACUUUUGGCUUCGCUCGAUCCCUACGAGGACUUUGGGAUCUAUCGCACCUCCCCUAUUCCUCUUCAACGUGAUAGCAUCGGGGGCCCUUCGGAUCGUCGCUGACCCGGUCAAGCAUGAGUCGACCAAACACAUUGGAGUGGAUGCCCAUUUCACUCGAUGUCAUAGGGAUACAAUUCAAGCUGCCUCGGAUUUUGCACACCGAAAUCAACUCCCAGAUUACCUGCAGGAUCAGAUGCUAGCUCACUUAUGCUUGAAAUUCAGAACAGAUUCAGAAGGCCUUCAACAGCAAGAGACUCUUGAUGCCCUCCCUAAAGCCAUCCGGUCCAGCAUCACCCAUCACCUCUUUUACUCCACUGUCCAGAAGGUCUACCUGUUCCAUGGUGUUUCAAGUGAUCUGCUUUUCCAGCUGGUUUCGGAAAAUGAAAGCUCGAAUAUUUUUCCACCUAGGGAAGAUGUUAUCUUGCAGAACGAAGCUCCAACGGAUUUCUAUAUUGUAGUGACUGGUUCUGUGGACCUCAUAGACUACAAGAAUGGCAGUUCUCAGAUUGUUCGAGAGGCUGCGACAGGCGAUCUUGUGGGAGAGAUUGGAGUGCUCUGUUAUAGGCCCCAGUUAUUCACAGUCCGUACGAAAAGAUUAUCUCAACUAUUGCGUAUCAAUCGAACUACUUUCCUCAAUAUUGUUCAGGCAAAUAUCUGUGAUGGGACAAUCAUUAUGAACAAUCUUCUUCAGCAUCUAAAGGAGCAAAAAGAUCCUGUAAUGGAGGCAGUCUUCAGAGAGAUAGAAAAAGUUCUUGCUCGGGGAAGAUUAGACUUGCCUCUAACACUAUGUUUUGCUGCAAUCCGAGGAGAUGAUCUGCUAUUGCAGCAACUUCUAAGACGUGGACUGGAUCCAAAUGAAUCAGAUAAUAAUGGUCGCACACCACUACACAUUGCAGCGUCAAAAGGAAGCAUGGAGUGUGUUUUGCUGCUUCUGGAUUAUGGAGCAGACCUAACUGCAAAGGUAAUCAAUUCGGAUGGAUGCGUUCCUAUAUGGGAUGCAAUACUCUCGAAACAUGAAGAAGUGGUCAGGAUUCUAGCUGACAAUGGUGCUGAUAUCUUAUCUGGUAACAUGGGUCACUAUGCAUGCAUGGCUGCCCAACAGAACAGCUUAGAGAUCCUGGAGGCAAUUGUUCGAUACGGCGGAGAUGUAAAUAUCCCAAAGAUUGAUGGAACAACCGCACUUCACCUCGCCGUUUAUGCGAAGGAAACCCAAGUUGUCAAAUUCCUCGUUGAUCAUGGAGCGGACAUUGACAAACCAGACAACCAUGGUUGGAGUCCAAGAGAGCUUGCUGACCAACAAAGCCAUGAAGAGAUCAAAGCUCUCUUCAAAGAGAAAUCACAACGCUCAGACAAAUCAACAUUGAUGACCAACUCUGUCUCACCACCUUGGAGGUUCAGUCCCCAACCUUCAGUUAAGAUACUCUCCCAGGAAUCUCAGAUGUUUCCAUUAGAGAAAGGGACUGUUGGGAAAGUCCAUCAAAGGAGAAAGGCAAGCUUCCAUAACUCCCUGUUUGGGAUAAUGUCUGCCGUUCAUGCGGUAGACUCACAUCCACACCAACAGCAUCAUCACAACACUCCUUUAAGAGUGACUAUCAGCUGCCCAGAGAGAGGUGACAUUUCUAGUAAGCUUGUGCUGCUCCCAGCCACACUUGAAGAGCUCUUUUAUAUUGGUUCACAGAAGUUUGGUUUCUCUCCUGCCAAAGUUCUCACAAAGGAUGGUGCUGAGAUUGAAGACAUUAAUCUAAUUAGAGAUGGUGAUCAUCUGAUUCUUGUCCCUGAUUCUUGGAACGGUCAUGACUAUAAUUAA